AUGUCUUCCCCAAACGCGUUUCCUUCUCUCGAUACCUCUCUUCCCCCACCUGGCAACCGCGUGUCAUCCGCCUCUCCCACCGCUCCUUCCUCUGUCAACGGCAGCAAUGGCAUCGGCCCUGGGUCGGGUGCGGCAGGAGCUGCAGGAUACAUGCCUCCUCUACCGGUCGGACAUCAGCAAGACCUGAAUCAUCUCUUCAACCAAAUUCAAGAGUUGGGAGCCCUAUUGAGAAGCAACCGCGACAAAGUCAAUUCCAUCACACGUAAUGCAGAGGAAGUCGCGAAACGCGCAAAUGGAGCGCUUACAGAUGGCGGGUCGGCCCAGCCAGAAAAUGACAAAGCGAAGAUCCGCGAACUGGAACUGGAACUCGCGAAGCAGAAACACCUCGUCGAACUCUACAAGCACGAACAAAAGGAGAACACAACCUUGAUCGGCAUGUACGAAGAAGCAAUGGGGACUGCGGUCGAACAAAUACGAAACUACUGCGGCGACAUCGAGGGUCGAUUCUUGCGACAACGCAGACAUUACAACGACCUCUUGCAGCAGGAGAAGGACGACCACUUACAGUCACGCCUUGAUAGGGAUCACUGGUACGCGCAAACAGUCAAGGUGUGUGAGAUGAUUAGGACGGCGCACCGAUUGAGAACCGAUGAGUGGUGCGAAGAGUACACCAUCAUCGCCGCGUUGCAAGGGGAGGUGAGGUGCUUGAGACGAUGCAUUGGGAUGGAGCCAGAGAAGCCAGAGGAGGAAACCGGCUGGCCAUAUCUGAAGGACUUGCCUCUGCCUGAGUAA
Cladophialophora psammophila CBS 110553 is the source of this 792-nucleotide messenger RNA. RefSeq lists its product as uncharacterized. The record is from RefSeq and is a predicted model, not a curated record. Lineage: Eukaryota; Fungi; Ascomycota; Eurotiomycetes; Chaetothyriales; Herpotrichiellaceae. The transcript has 2 exons. The coding region runs from base 1 to 792 and encodes 263 amino acids.